This is a messenger RNA of Miscanthus lutarioriparius, 753 nucleotides long. The record is from the annotation of a GenBank genome assembly. Lineage: Eukaryota; Viridiplantae; Streptophyta; Magnoliopsida; Poales; Poaceae.
AUGGGGAAGCUGACGUUGGGGCACCGCGGCGAGGCGUCGGAGCCGGACUUCUUGCGGGGCGUCCUCGGCGAGCUCGUCCUCACCUUCCUCUUCGUCUUCAUCGGCGUCGGAGCCGCCAUGACCGCCCACGGAGGGAUGACGAAGGGUAGCAAUGCCGGAGGCGACCUGACGGCGGUGGCGCUGGGACAGGCGCUGGUGGUGUCAGUGAUCGCGACGGCGGGGUUCCACAUCUCCGGCGGCCACGUCAACCCGGCCGUGACGCUGUCGCUGGCCGUCGGCGGCCACAUCACGCUGUUUCGUUCCUCCCUGUACAUCGCCGCCCAGAUGCUGGGCUCCUCCGCGGCCUGUUUCCUGCUGAGGUGGCUCACCGGCGGCCUGGCCACGCCGGUGCACGCGCUGGCGGAGGGCGUGGGCCCGCUGCAGGGCGUGGUGGCGGAGACCGUCUUCACCUUCAGCCUGCUCUUCGUCAUCUACGCCACCAUCCUGGACCCGCGGAAGCUGCUCCCGGGCGCCGGCCCGCUGCUCACCGGCCUCCUCGUCGGCGCCAACUCCAUUGCCGGCGCCGUCCUGUCCGGCGCGUCCAUGAACCCGGCGAGGUCGUUCGGGCCCGCCGUCGCCACGGGCGUCUGGACGCACCACUGGGUGUACUGGGUCGGCCCGCUCGCCGGAGGGCCGCUCGCCGUGCUCGUCUACGAGUGCUGCUUCAUGGCGGCCGCUCGCACGCACGAGCUGCUGCCCCAGGACGACCCAUGA